GGCACGCGGGUCAUCCUGGUGUAGAAAAGACGAAGAUGGUGGCCCGGUCCCACGUUUGGCGGCCUGGCCUGGACCAGGACAUCACUCACAUGGUGCAGAGCUGCCAGGUCUGCCAGGAGCACCAGCGGGCCUCACGUCAUAUGGAGAUCACCCCCUGGCCGCUCCCACAGAGACCCUGGUCCCGCUUGCAUGUGAAUUUUGGGGGUCCCUUCAAGAGCCACUACUUCCUGGUAGUGGUGGACGUCUUUUCGAAGUCGGUGGAGGUCCUACCUGUCACUACUCCUUCAGCAAGCGCGACCAUUGCGGCGCUGCGACAGGUCUUCGCCGCCCAGGGGUUGCCGGACGUCAUCGGGUCCGACAAUGGCCCCGCUUUCGCCAGCACAGAGUACCUGGCCUGGCUGACAAAGAACGGAAUUCGCCAGAUGAUGGUUCCGCCGUACCACCCUGCGUCAAACGGUGCAGCCGAGCGGGUGGUACAGACAAUGAAGCACAAGCUGAAAAAGAGUAAGGCUUGA
Molecule: messenger RNA, 515 nt
Organism: Dermacentor silvarum
Lineage: Eukaryota; Metazoa; Arthropoda; Arachnida; Ixodida; Ixodidae
Exons: 1
Coding region: 36-515 (159 amino acids)
Biological process (GO): DNA integration
Molecular function (GO): nucleic acid binding
Source: RefSeq, a predicted model, not a curated record